Messenger RNA from Leucoraja erinaceus (little skate), 4164 nucleotides. RefSeq names its product SMAD family member 5 (gene smad5). The transcript is spliced from 7 exons. Gene Ontology annotation, cellular component: heteromeric SMAD protein complex. NCBI's taxonomy places the organism in Eukaryota, Metazoa, Chordata, Chondrichthyes, Rajiformes, Rajidae. Gene Ontology annotation, biological process: anatomical structure morphogenesis; regulation of transcription by RNA polymerase II; BMP signaling pathway. The coding region runs from base 229 to 1629 and encodes 466 amino acids. The record is from RefSeq and is a predicted model, not a curated record. Gene Ontology annotation, molecular function: I-SMAD binding; DNA-binding transcription factor activity, RNA polymerase II-specific; RNA polymerase II cis-regulatory region sequence-specific DNA binding.
CAAACACACUGACUGAGAGAGGUCGUGUUUGCUGUAGAAGCCAAGACGUGGAUGCCAGAUUUCAAUUUUGUAAAUUAGAUAAGAGAUAAUCGUAGAGGUCAAAGAAAGAAUAUUUCUUCACCGCAUAGAAUUGAAGAAAAAACAAAGUCUCCAUUUUAAUUGGUUUAUUACUGCUCACAGCCUUGGAAACUUUUCUAGUGUAUUUUGAUACCAUUUAAUCUUUUCACAAUGACGAUGGCAAGCCUAUUCUCCUUUACCAGCCCAGCUGUAAAACGGCUUUUGGGCUGGAAACAAGGGGAUGAAGAGGAGAAAUGGGCAGAAAAAGCAGUUGAUGCUCUGGUAAAAAAGUUGAAGAAGAAAAAGGGAGCCAUGGAAGAUUUGGAGAAAGCAUUGAGCAGUCCUGGUCAGCCCAGCAAAUGUGUCACCAUCCCACGAUCUUUAGAUGGCCGUCUUCAGGUAUCGCACAGGAAAGGCUUGCCGCACGUUAUUUAUUGCCGUGUAUGGCGCUGGCCAGAUCUUCAAAGUCACCAUGAGUUGAAGCCAUUAGAUAUCUGUGAAUUUCCAUUUGGAUCUAAACAAAAGGAGGUCUGCAUCAAUCCGUAUCAUUAUAAGCGAGUGGAAAGUCCAGUUUUGCCUCCAGUUUUGGUUCCAAGACAUAGUGAGUUUAACCCACAACACAGCCUCCUUGUCCAGUUUCGGAAUUUGAGUCACAACGAACCCCAUAUGCCACACAAUGCAACGUUUCCAGAUUCUUUCCAGCAACCGAAUAAUAAUCCAUUUCCAAUUUCACCAAAUAGCCCAUAUCCUCCAUCACCAGCCAGCAGCACCUAUCCCAGCUCUCCUGCCAGUUCUGGGCCAAGUAGUCCUUUCCAGCUGCCAGCUGACACCCCUCCACCUGCUUACAUGCCACCAGAAGAGCAGUUAAAUCAAGAUAGUACGCAACCUAUGGAUACAGGGAAUGUCAUGAUGACUAGCAUUCCUAAUCUUCCUAUUAUCUCUGCGAGAGAUGUGCAACCUGUUGCUUAUGAGGAACCAAAGCACUGGUGUUCCAUUGUUUACUAUGAGCUAAAUAAUCGAGUUGGAGAGGCCUUCCAUGCUUCCUCUACCAGUGUUUUAGUGGAUGGAUUUACCGAUCCAUCCAACAACAAAAACAGGUUCUGUCUUGGCCUUCUUUCCAAUGUAAACCGCAACUCCACCAUUGAGAACACCAGGCGGCACAUUGGUAAAGGUGUCCACUUGUACUAUGUGGGAGGUGAAGUCUAUGCCGAAUGUCUAAGUGACAGCAGCAUUUUUGUACAGAGUAGAAAUUGCAACUAUCACCACGGCUUCCAUCCGACCACCGUCUGUAAAAUCCCAAGUGGUUGCAGCCUGAAGAUAUUCAACAACCAAGAGUUUGCUCAGCUUUUAGCUCAGUCUGUCAAUCAUGGCUUUGAAGCAGUUUAUGAACUGACCAAGAUGUGCACCAUUCGCAUGAGUUUUGUUAAGGGUUGGGGUGCAGAAUACCACCGCCAAGAUGUAACCAGUACACCAUGUUGGAUAGAAAUUCAUCUUCAUGGUCCACUACAGUGGCUGGACAAAGUUCUUACCCAGAUGGGCUCUCCUCAUAAUCCAAUCUCGUCUGUAUCUUAACAGUGAAAUAUGAUCAACAGGGCUGUGGAAAACCAGUGGGGUGAAACCUUAUUUAACUGGACACUGUGAAAGAUUACUGGAAGAACAAUAAGAACAACUCAAAUGGCAAUCUUUAAGAUUUUAUGACCAAUCGUUGAUUGCUUUGCCAUACUAAUACUUUCAGUGGUAUUUAUAGUGUAUUGCCAUCUGCUCAAUGCAGCUGUUAAUGUUAAAUACUGUUGAUGAAUAACAUUAGAACUUUUGUGAUACUUUAAAUCAGAAUGCUUCAACAUAUUGCUUUGCUGUGAAGUCCAACUGUAUUGAAUGAGCUGUAUAUACAUUUUAGGUGGUUAAUUAUGGGCAGUAAAAGUAGAUCUUUAGUAUGAUGAUGCUAAUAACAUGUUUUUUUCAAUUAUGUUAGCAUCUUAUGAAAAUUGAUUUUUUUAUUACAAUUCCAGGGAAAUUAACUAUCAAAUGGGAUUCUGAUCAGCUGUGAGGUUUCUCCAUUUGGAACAUUAUUUCUUGCAUUUGCCAAAAUGAAUAUGGUAAUUUUCUCAGAAAUGCAGCAAAAUGCAAGCCUGUUCUGAACAUUGUUUUUUGAAACAUUGAGCUGCCUGUAGAAAAGCAUUUCCAUUUGUCAUCUUAUAGAUGACGUUUAUUACAUCUAGUGUUGGGAGGAGUCUUACAUUUUGUAUUAUAUAUUCACAAGCUUGGAGAUGUAUCAUAGUAUGUAGAACUCUUUAGUCCAGCAGGCAUUGUAGUGAGCUUUUACAUAACGAAUGAAGAUGUCUUUGUUGGACGACUAUAGGCAUUACUAAUCCUUAAUACUAGGGAAUGUGCUGGUGAACCUAAGGAUACAGUUUGUAGUGCAGCAUGUAGUCAUUGCAGCAGGCCCAUACUUCCAUAACUGCAAGUAUUUCUGUUGCUGUAGGGUUGGAGACCACCUACAAAUUUGCAUGCAUUAAAACAUUGCAUAUUUUAAUUCAUUCUUGCCUAUCUAUUCCUAACAAUAGAUGCUGCAAGAGAGCAUUAAAAUAAUUUGUCAAGUUCCUCUCUGUCUUAAGUUGACUGGACAACAGCCUGGUUUGUAUUAUGUAUCAAAUAAGCUAGAAUUUUUCUCUUGGCAAUGCCUCUCUGAUAUCAAGCUAUUUACACAAAUGUAGUUUAGGAUUGUGGAUUGUUAUCAGGCAUGCUUCUGUUAAUUUCAUCUGCAACUAUACUUCAUCUGCUCGUCACUUUGACAUUUCAUUAAAGAGCAGCGCAAACAAAAAAAUGGAGAAAAUCUUCAUAAUACAGGUAAUGUAACUAUUAUUUUUUUUUGGGGGGGGGGGGGGGAGAUCUAGGUGUCAUUGGCAAGGCCGACAUUUAUAGCCCGUCCCUAAUUCCCUUGAUGGUAAAGUGUUGUCUCGAACUGCUGCUAUCCUUCUGCUGAAGGAGUUUCCACAGCGUUAUUGGGCAGUAAGUCACAGGAUUUAAACCUCGAGAUGGACUGACGAAGUAUGGUGCUCAGCCUAGAGAGGGACCUACAGGUGGUGUUUCUCCCUGUGUGCUGCCCUGAACCAUAUCGGUGAUAGAGAACGAGGAUUUGGGCAUUCCCGUCACGUGAUAUUUUCCACAGUAGAUGAAUGCUGCAGGCAGGAACUCGGCAUAAGAUGUUUCCUUCAGGUGCUAGGUCUUUAUAAAGCCACAUGAAACUCUCACUAACUUGUAUGGCGAUUUGCUGUUAUUGUAGCUUGAUCUGCUUGUGAUAGCAGCAGUAUUGGCAGUGAAACCUCACGACAGUAUAAAUUGGUAAAUCCUGCAUUAUGUGCAUAUUAAUUCAUCGUACUUGUUCAAAUUGUAUUUUUGUCAUUAUUUUACAUCUGUUUAGUGUAUGAUAAGAAAUUAGUGUUUUUUUUUUUAAAGCUACCAUUGGCAAAAUUGUUGAGGAGGGAGUUAGUAACUUUUAAACAAGAAUUGUCUACAGAAAACGGUACUGUUCUAUGUUCCAUGUUUGUGCAUCACAAGAUGUUCUCCAUUUCUCUAGCGACCCCCCAUUUAUCAGGCUAAUGCUGAAUAGGACAUGAGUGCUGAUGUAAAAGUGGUGGUUGAUAAACUGGAUGAAACAUUCGACUCUUGUAAAGUUAGCUCUUUUCCAAGAAAAAGGAAACCUGGGAAAAAAAAUAGGCCAUUGGGCAGUUGUUUUCCUAAAGCACCUUCAGCUCAUCUGCACCAUUCUCUUUACCUCCCCCAGACCCUACAAAAAAUAACUUCCUUAAUUUAGAGCUGGUCCGGGUUCAGAGUUAGGUUUAUAAAUGGGAUUGACCAUAUCCUAAUUAAAAUCUGGCCAUUGCCUUCUGGUAUUCUUCACUGUCUUUCACUUUUGAUCUCAAUGUUCUGGCAGUACAAAUUGCUUUGGUGCUGAUAAAGAUUUAGCAUUUUUAAAUAUGCAAAUCUGUCUCGAGCUUUAUUUUACAUACACGCAGUGGGAAGAUUUGAACAGGUUUGAGUCCACACAGCAUAACAAUUUGUGUACUGUUAGAAUUCCUUUAAUAAAGUCAAUGCUUUUGCCUGUAA